AUGGCUCCUCUACCUAUCAAGUUCACGGAGCUCAUUAAUUUGACAAAUGCUGAAAUCGCGACUCUAGAAUCCGAUCAUUACGUCUGCGUUCGACAAAAACUCAGCGAGGAAGACAAGCCCCAGGUGAUCAUUGUUAACCUCAAGAACAACAAUGAAAUCAUCAAGCGGCCGAUCAAUGCGGACAGUGCUAUCAUGCACUGGACCAAGAACAUCAUCGCCCUCAAGGCCCAGGGCCGCACAAUUCAGAUCUUCGACCUGACGGCGAAGCAGAAGCUGAAGUCGGCGGUCAUGAAUGAGGAUGUCGUAUACUGGAAGUGGUUCAGCGAGAAGAGCCUAGGCUUGGUCACCGACACCUCGGUCUACCACUGGGAUGUGUUCGACCCGACCCAGUCGCAACCUCUGAAGGUCUUCGAUCGGCUUCCGAACCUGAGUGGCUGCCAAAUUAUCAACUACCGCGUCAAUGACGAGGAGAAGUGGAUGGUCGUGGUGGGUAUCAGCCAGCAGCAGGGCCGUGUGGUUGGCUCGAUGCAGCUCUACUCUAAGGAGCGUGGCAUCUCCCAGUUUAUUGAGGGUCAUGCCGCUGCUUUUGCGUCCAUCAGGGUUGAGGGCUCUCCUUUGGAGCAUAAGCUCUUCACCUUCGCCGUCCGUACCCAGACCGGUGCGAAGCUGCAGAUCGCCGAGAUCGACCACCAGGAACCGAACCCCCGAUUCCAGAAGAAGGCUGUGGAGGUGUACUUCCCUCAGGAGGCCGUGAACGACUUCCCCGUCGCUAUGCAGGUGUCGCGCAAGUACGACAUCGUCUACCUCGUCACGAAGUAUGGUUUCAUCCACCUCUAUGACCUCGAGACCGGUACCUGCAUCUUCAUGAACCGCAUCUCCAGCGAGACCAUCUUCACCACUGCCACCGAUUCCGAUUCCGCUGGUAUUGUCGGCGUGAACCGCAAGGGCCAGGUCCUGUCCGUCAGCGUCGAUGAGAGCACCAUCAUCCAGUACCUGAUGGAGAACCCCGCUAUGUCCGGUCUCGCGGUGAAGCUUGCCUCCAAGGCCGGCCUUCCUGGUGCGGACCACCUUUACCAGCAGCAAUUCGACAACCUUCUCGCCCAGGGUAACUACUCCGAAGCCGCCAAGAUCGCCGCGAACUCCCCUCGUGGAUUCCUCCGUACUCCCGAGACCAUCAACUGCUUCAAGAACGCGCCGCAGACCGGUCAGCAGAUGUCCGUCAUUCUGCAGUACUUUGGCAUGCUGUUGGACAAGGGAUCCCUGAACCGCUACGAAAGUGUGGAGCUUGUGCGCCCUGUGCUGCAGCAGAACCGGAAGCAUCUGCUGGAGAAGUGGAUGCGCGAGAACAAGCUGGAAUCGUCCGAGGAGCUCGGUGAUAUUGUUCGCCCUUAUGACAUGAACCUGGCUUUGUCGAUCUACCUGCAGGCCAACGUUCCCCACAAGGUCAUUGCCGGCUUCGCUGAGACGGGUCAGUUUGACAAGAUCCUGGCAUACUCUAAGCAGGUUGGAUACCAGCCCGAUUACACCCAGCUCCUUCAGCACAUUGUCCGUGUGAACCCCGAGAAGGGUGCGGAGUUUGCAACCCAACUCGCGAACGAGGAGAGCGGUGCUCUCAUUGACCUGGACCGUGUUGUGGACGUGUUCCUCUCCCAGAACAUGAUUCAGCAGGCCACCUCUUUCCUCUUGGAUGCUCUGAAGGAUAACAAGCCGGAGCAUGGUCACCUGCAGACUCGUCUGCUGGAGAUGAACCUGGUCAACGCUCCUCAGGUUGCCGAUGCCAUCUUGGGUAACGAAAUCUUCACUCACUACGAUCGACCUCGUAUCUCGCAGCUUUGCGAGAAUGCUGGCCUCAUUCAACGUGCGCUGGAGAAUACCGACGACCCCGCGGUGAUCAAGCGAAACAUUGUCCGCACCGACAAGCUGAACCCUGAGUGGCUCAUGACCUACUUUGGCCGUCUCUCUGUCGAACAGACGCUGGAGUGCAUGGACACCAUGCUGGAGGUCAACAUCCGUCAGAACCUGCAGGCCGUUGUUCAACUUUGCACAAAGUUCUCUGACCUGCUGGGACCCACCCGCCUCAUCAGCCUCCUGGAGAAGUACCGCACUGCUGAGGGUCUCUACUACUACCUUGGAAGUAUCGUUAACCUCAGCGAGGACCCGGAGGUUCACUUCAAGUACAUCGAGGCUGCUACUGCUAUGGGCCAGAUCACCGAAGUUGAGCGGAUCUGCCGUGAGAGCAACUACUACAACCCCGAGAAGGUGAAGAACUUCUUGAAGGAGGCUAAACUGACCGAGCAGCUUCCUCUGAUCAUUGUCUGCGAUCGGUUCAACUUCAUCCACGACCUUGUCCUCUACCUUUACCAGAACCAGCAGUACAAGUCCAUUGAAGUCUAUGUGCAGCGCGUGAACCCCUCCCGGGCUCCAGCGGUGGUUGGUGGUCUGCUCGAUGUCGACUGUGACGAGGGUAUUAUCAAGAACCUGCUGUCUACUGUCGACCCUGCCGUCAUCCCCAUCGAUGAGCUCGUUAGUGAAGUCGAAUCCCGCAACCGGCUGAAGCUGCUUCUUCCUUUCCUCGAGGCGACCCUCGCCACUGGCAACCAGCAACAGGCUGUCUACAACGCUCUGGCCAAGAUCUACAUCGACAGCAACAACAACCCCGAAAAGUUCCUGAAGGAGAACGAUCUCUACGACACCUUGACUGUCGGCAAGUACUGUGAGAAGCGUGACCCCAACCUCGCCUACAUCGCCUACCGCAAGGGCCAGAACGACCUGGAGCUUAUCAACAUCACCAACGAGAAUGCCAUGUAUCGCGCACAGGCUCGUUAUCUCGUUGAGCGGGCUGAUCCUGAAAUCUGGGCGUUUGUGCUCAGCGAGAACAAUGCCCAUCGCCGUUCUCUGGUUGACCAGGUCAUUGCCACUGCUGUGCCGGAGUCGACCGAACCCGACAAAGUGUCUGUUGCGGUCAAGGCCUUCCUCGAAGGUGACCUUCCUGGAGAACUGAUUGAGCUCUUGGAGAAGAUCAUCCUUGAGCCCUCGCCCUUCAGCGACAACGGCAGCUUGCAGAACCUGCUGAUGCUGACCGCUGCCAAAGCUGACAAGGGUCGCCUGAUGGACUACAUUCACCAGCUCAAUGAGUUCAGCCCCGACGAAAUUGCCGAGAUGUGCAUCUCUGUGGGACUGUAUGAGGAGGCUUUCGAGAUCUACAAGAAGGUCAACAACUUCCUUGCUGCCGUCAACGUGUUGGUGGAGAACAUUGUCAGCAUUGACCGUGCCCAAGAGUUCGCUGAGCGGGUUGAGCUGCCUGAAGUCUGGAGCAAGGUCGCCAAGGCCCAGUUGGAUGGUCUUCGUGUGUCCGAUUCGAUUGAGUCGUAUAUCCGUGCUGAUGACCCGUCCAACUACAACGAAGUCAUCGAGACCGCGACGCACGCCGGCAAGGAUGAGGAUCUCGUCAAGUACCUGAAGAUGGCCCGCAAGACCCUCCGGGAGCCUGCCAUCGAUACCGCGCUUGCCUUCUGCUAUGCUCGCCUUGACCAGCUGCCUGAACUCGAGGACUUCUUGCGGGCGACCAACGUGGCGGACGUUGAGGCGUCCGGUGACAAGGCCUACGAGGAGGGAUACCACCAGGCUGCCAAGAUCUUCUACACUAGCAUCUCCAACUGGGCCAAGCUGGCCACCACCCUGGUGCACCUGGAAGACUACCAGGCUGCCGUGGAGUGCGCCCGCAAGGCCAACAGCGUCAAGGUCUGGAAGCAGGUCAACGAGGCCUGUGUGAGCAAGAAGGAGUUCCGCCUGGCCCAGAUCUGUGGUCUCAACCUCAUUGUCCAUGCGGAAGAGCUGCAGGAUCUUGUCCGCCAGUACGAGCGCAACGGAUACUUUGACGAGCUCAUUGGCGUCCUGGAGGCCGGUCUGGGUCUGGAGCGUGCUCACAUGGGCAUGUUCACCGAACUGGGCAUUGCUCUGUCCAAGUACCACCCUGACCGGGUCAUGGAACACCUCAAGCUCUUCUGGUCCCGGAUCAACAUCCCCAAGAUGAUUCGCGCCUGCGAGGAUGCCAACCUCUGGCCGGAGCUGGUGUUCCUCUACUGCCACUACGACGAGUGGGACAACGCGGCUCUGGCGAUGAUGGAGCGGGCGGCGGAUGCGUGGGAGCACCACUCGUUCAAGGACAUUAUUGUCAAGGUGGCGAACCUUGAGAUCUACUACCGGGCGCUGAACUUCUACCUCCAGGAGCAGCCGCUUCUCCUGACGGAUCUGCUGCAGGCUCUGACUCCCCGCAUCGACGUCAACCGUGUGGUGCGCAUCUUCCAGGCGUCGGACAACAUCCCGCUGAUCAAGCCGUUCCUGCUCAAUGUGCAGACGCAGAACAAGCGGGCGGUGAACGAUGCGAUCAACGAUCUGCUGAUCGAGGAGGAGGACUACAAGACGCUGCGCGACUCGGUGGACAACUACGACAACUUCGAUGCGGUGGAAUUGGCGCAGCGGCUGGAGAAGCACGAUUUGAUCUUCUUCCGGCAGAUUGCGGCCAACAUCUACCGCAACAACAAGCGGUGGGAGAAGUCGAUUGCGCUGUCGAAGCAGGACAAGCUGUACAAGGAUGCCAUUGAGACGGCGGCGAUUUCGGGCAAGUCGGAUGUGGUGGAGGAGCUUCUGCGCUACUUUGUGGAUAUUGGAAGCCGGGAGUGCUAUGUGGGCAUGCUGUAUGCGUGCUACGAUCUGAUCCGGCCGGAUGUCAUCCUGGAGGUGUCGUGGCGGCACGGACUGCAUGACUUUACGAUGCCGUUCAUGAUCAACUUCCUGUGCGAGCAGACGCGGGCGAUCGAGAUGCUCAAGAAGGACAAUGAGGAGCGGAAGAAGCGGGAGGUCAGCCAGAAGACGGAGGAGGACAACACGCCGAUCCUGGGCGGUUCCCGGUUGAUGCUGACGCAAGGACCGGCGGCGCCUGCACCGGCUCCUAUGGCGUAUGGGCAGACGAACGGGAUCACGCCGCAGGCGACUGGAUUCCGCCCAUUCUAG
Molecule: messenger RNA, 5013 nt
Organism: Aspergillus terreus NIH2624
Lineage: Eukaryota; Fungi; Ascomycota; Eurotiomycetes; Eurotiales; Aspergillaceae
Product: clathrin heavy chain
Exons: 5
Coding region: 1-5013 (1670 amino acids)
Biological process (GO): Golgi to endosome transport; receptor-mediated endocytosis; intracellular protein transport
Cellular component (GO): actin cortical patch; clathrin coat of trans-Golgi network vesicle; clathrin coat of coated pit
Molecular function (GO): structural molecule activity; clathrin light chain binding
Source: RefSeq, a predicted model, not a curated record